Messenger RNA from Harpia harpyja (harpy eagle), 1541 nucleotides. RefSeq names its product ADP-ribosylhydrolase ARH1-like. The coding region runs from base 64 to 1140 and encodes 358 amino acids. The transcript is spliced from 7 exons. NCBI's taxonomy places the organism in Eukaryota, Metazoa, Chordata, Aves, Accipitriformes, Accipitridae. The record is from RefSeq and is a predicted model, not a curated record.
GGGCCCCCGGCCAGCGCUGGCCCCGUGCCCCAAACCUGACGGGCAUCCCCAGCUGCUGCCGCAAUGGAGGAGACGGUGCCCUCGGUGGAAGCCUACGAAGCAGCCAUGGUGCUGAGUGGGGUGGGGGAUGCGCUUGGCUACCGGGGGGGCCGCUGGGAGUACUGCACCUCGGGACCCCAGAUCCAUGCCGAGCUGGCUGAGCUGGGGGGGCUGGAGGCCAUCACCCUCGAGCCCCCUGAGUGGCCCGUCAGCGAUGACACUGUCCUCCACCUCGCGACCGCCGAGGGCCUGGCCACAGGCCUGGAGGGGGAACCCCUCCUGCAGGAGCUGGCUCGCCGCUACGUGGCCGCCAUGGGCGACAUGGAGGGCCGCAAGCCGGGGCCCACCAGCAUCCUGGGCACCUCGCAGCUGCGGCCUGGGGAGCCUGAGGGCUAUCGCAUCCCCUUCAACCCCACCGGCACUGGCUGCGGGGCCGCCAUGCGUAGCCUGGCCAUCGGCCUCAGGUACCCCCACGCCCGGGAGCUGCCGACGCUGAUCCGGGUGAGCAUCGAGAGUGGACGCAUGACCCACCACCACCCCACCGGGUACCUCGGGGCACUGGCGGUGGCCCUCUUUGGGGCGCUGGGGGCUCGGGGGGAGCCCCCAGAGCGCUGGGGGGCCGAGCUGCUGCGGGUCCUGCCCCUCGCAUGGGACUACGUGGAGGGUGCUGGGGUUGCCGUGGGGGACAACGCUGCCGCCUGGCCCUUCUUUGGGGAUGCCUGGCACCGGUACCUGGAAUCCCGGGGGCUUCUGGAGGGUCACGGCCCACCACAGGUGCCGUCCCUUCCGUCACCAGCUGAGCGGGAUGCUGCGUACCUGGGCUGGGCACUGGAGGGGUGGCCAGGGCGCAGCGGCCAUGACGCACCCAUGGUGGCCCUGGAGGCCCUGCUGGCAGCCGGUGGGUGCUGGGGGGACCUGUGUGCCAGGGCGGUGCUGCACGGCGGGGACAGCGAUUCGACGGGGACCAUCGCCGCUGGGUGCUGGGGGCUGCGGGGGGGGCUGGCGCCCAUCCCCCCUGGGCUGCACUGCUGCCUUGAGUACCGUGGGCGGCUGCGCGAUGCUGCCCACCGCCUCCAUGCGCUGGCCUGGGGGAAACACUGAGCCCCCCCGUGUCCCUGGCAUCACCUUCUGUCCCCCUCCCAGGAAAGCCCCUGUGGGUCCCCAGGGUGCAGCAGAGACCUUCAGGGGAUCCUGGAGGAGCUUGGGAGGGUCUCUGGGGGUCAGCAGGGCCCUUCAUGGGGUGCUGGCAGGCUCAGGAGAGUCUUUGGGCACCAGCAGGAUCCUUCGUGGGGUGCUGGGGAGCUCAGGAGGGUCCCUGGGGGUCAGCUGGGACCUUCACGGGAUCCUGGGGGAGCUUGGGAGAGUCCCUGGGGGGAAGCGGGGCCCUUCAAGGGGUGCUGGGGGCCUCAGGCAAGCCCCACGGAGACCACCAUAGCCACAUCCAUGUGGCCUUUUAUCCCUCCACAGUUAGAGACCCCAGAACUUCCCUGAGGAGCCUCAGU